AUGAAACGCAAGGCGCCAGGUGAUGGCGAUGCCAACGAUACGUCCUCUGUGGUGGACUUGUUUGGAUUGGCAGAGAAUCGGAGAGUUUUGCUCGUCGGAGAAGGAAACUUGUCUUUCGCUGCAUCGAUUUCCAAGCUCACCAACAAGUUCAUCCUGAUAGCGUCCACUUACGAGACAGAAGAGCAACAUUGCGAGCGCUUUCAGGGGAGUCAAGCACGAACAGAAGAGUUGCGCAAAGCAGGUGUUCAAGUGCUCUUUGGCGUAGAUGCCACCGAUUUGGCUAGUACCUUGCCCCAGGAAGUCCGAGAACGGCCUUUUGACCGAAUCAUUUUCCAGUUCCCUCAGCAUAAGGAGCGCAACAAGAUCCACCUGAACCGUGAGCUGCUGUGCACUUUUCUGCGAGAAGCCAAAGCGCUCCUUGCACCUGCAGGAGAGGUGGUGGUGUCCCUCGUGCAAGGACAAGGGGGCACCCCGGCGGAACCGGGUCCAGCCAGGCGUCCCAAAGACACCUGGCAAGCAGAAGAAAUGGGUCUUGAGGCGGGCCUGUUGUUGACACGCGUAGUACCAUGCCCACACUUGGAGUUGGAGCAGCUUGGCUAUGAGAGCACUGGCUUCCGUGGUCAAGGUCUCAGGGGCUCCACCAAGGAAGUUUACCAGGAGCGAAGCUUCAAUUCCAAUGGCAGCCUCACACACUGCUAUGCUGCUCCAGGGGAUGGAACAUCAGCUGCAUUCCCCACAGAGCGCAAGCACGACAUUAGCUUUUGGAUUUCGCCAGAUUUCACUGAAGAGCUGCUGCUCCAAUGCUUCAGUUCCGCUGCGGGCCGAUUGAACGGCUUGCAGCCGGAGUUGAAGCUGCUUGACGAGUACUGCAGCCCUUUGGAUGGACGGCACGCCAGAACAUACAGGCUUUCCGUCACCAGCAGCACCAAAUGCAUUACUCAGGAUGUGUGGAAGCACCUUUGCAGCGACCUGCGAGAACGCCUGAUGCAGGCAGGCAUCGUAGUGCCCAACAAAGAGGCUUAG
Molecule: messenger RNA, 1023 nt
Organism: Cladocopium goreaui
Lineage: Eukaryota; Dinophyceae; Suessiales; Symbiodiniaceae
Source: the annotation of a GenBank genome assembly